Messenger RNA from Trichoderma asperellum CBS 433.97, 1452 nucleotides. Lineage: Eukaryota; Fungi; Ascomycota; Sordariomycetes; Hypocreales; Hypocreaceae. The record is from RefSeq and is a predicted model, not a curated record.
AUGCUGCUUCUCUCUCCCGUCGUCCUCCUAGCAGCGGCAGCUCUGCUUGCCACCAUCCAGCUCAUCCGGUGCCUCAGAUCGCCCUUGAGCAAAAUCCCGGGCCCAACUGUGUCCAAGUUUACGACUUUAGUCCUCAAGUGGAAAGAAAUCCAUGCCCAAAGAACCACCUACGUCCACCAGCUUCACCUGCAGUAUGGCCCAGUUGUCCGCAUUGCCCCUAACGAGGUGUCUUUUACGUCGUGGGAGGCCCUGAAAGAGAUUUACUGCUCCGGAGGUAGCGGGUACGACAAGACUGAAUUUUAUGACCUCUUCAAGAUUUACGGGAGAAGAACCAUGUUUACUACGUUGGAUAAAGCAGGUCAUGCCAAAAGGAAAAGGAUCCUUGCCGACCGCUAUGCUAACAGCAAUGUCAUGAAAAGUGCAUCCGUCACCGGGGUCCAAGAACGCUCGUCCAAAUUUCUUCGGCACUGUGUUUCAUCCCCGGGAGGUGUAGCAGAUAUCUUUGUAACCUUACACGCAUAUGCCUGUGACUGCAUUACUCACCACCUGUUUCAUCCCCAUGGAACCGACUGUAUUACAAACAAAGACGACGAGGAAAUGAUGCAUCAAGUAGCGGCAGACGACAGCCUGCAGAAUCGCCUCAUUUCGCAUUACGUUCCUACACUAUACCGUCUCUUCUCAAAGGUCCUAUACAUAUUCGCAAAGCCUCGAGAAACCCCCCUGGCAGACGACUUUGUGCUGGAAACCAGCCAGAUAAGCGGCCCGGCAUCAUUCACUCUCAUGAGCCGCUUCGAAGAAAAGUCGAGCGAUCUCGACUACAUCGACAAGGCGGCAGAAUGCCUCGACCACAUGGCUGCCGGCAUCGACACCACCGGCGACGGCCUAUGCUUCCUCCUGUGGGAACUAUCCCAACCACGAUCGCUCGGCUUCCAGCGCAAGCUUGCGGAUGAAUUGCACCAGAAUCCCGGAAUUCCCCUUGAUCGGCUCCCAUACCUCGACGCCGUGGUCAACGAAGGCCUGCGGUGCUUCCCGCCGAUCCCAAUGUCCCUGCCGCGGUACGUUCCGCAGGGGGGCCGCUCUGUUGACAACUUCUGGCUGCCCGAGCAGACGAUUGUGAGCUGCCAGGCCUAUUCGGUGCAUCGCCUCAACAGUGAUGUGUUCCCUGAUGGAGAUCGGUUUAACCCUGAUCGCUGGCUGGAGCAGGACGGAGAUGCAGACCGAAGGCGGAUGCAGUUUGCGUUUUCCAACGGAGGCCGAGGCUGUGUUGGAAAGCAUCUGGCCAUUAUCGAAAUGAAGACUCUGCUGCGAGACAUCUAUUCCAGCUACAGCACGACGCCGCACAAGUCUAUGAAGGCGGAGGAUAUGGCAAUGUCGGAUCAGCUGAUCUCAUCGAGGCCUCUGAGCCAGAAAUGCCUUCUUCAUUUCCACCCCCUCGACGUAAAUAGCCAGUAG